This is a messenger RNA of Aspergillus aculeatus ATCC 16872, 4191 nucleotides long. RefSeq lists its product as uncharacterized. The transcript has 2 exons. NCBI's taxonomy places the organism in Eukaryota, Fungi, Ascomycota, Eurotiomycetes, Eurotiales, Aspergillaceae. The coding region runs from base 1 to 4191 and encodes 1396 amino acids. The record is from RefSeq and is a predicted model, not a curated record.
AUGCCCUUUGACUGGGGCUGUUGUGGGGACAAGAACGGCAGGAACGCAACCGACGCGGCUGCUGCCCCUCCGCGGCCGGUGAAUCUCCUCUCCCCGUCCACCUCCUCCCAUUCAGUUUCCAAACCAUCACAAGUCAAGCGUUCUCCCUCUCAAACCACCGUCCCACCACAGCAAGCUUCACCGGUAUCGGAGAAACAUGACCUCUGGAAACGAGCAGAAGAACAACUGGACGAAAACAGCCGCAAACGGCUUCGAUUGAGCCAGGACAGCAACUGCCCCUCAAUCGAUCGAGUGCUGGCGGAGAUCAUCAAAGAAAUCACCGCCAAGUACAAAGACUACCAGAAAGGCAAUUUGAGUAUCCGGAACCGCGACGACAGCAACAAGAAAAUCGAUGUUCGAGGCUCGGCCAAAAAGGUCCUCGUCUGCGUGCUACAGGCCCAGGACCUCAUCAAAGCGGUGGUCGGGUUCGAUCCUACCGGCUACGCCUCGAUCGCUUGGUCAGUCGUUGCCUUUGGGCUCACGCUGAUCAAGAACGACAUCGAUCGGCGAGAUGCGAUCAUGGACGCAUCGGAGUUCCUCGCCCAGGCUCUCGCAUACCAUAGUAUCAUCGAGCACAACUACCGGAAGGGAACCAUUCCCAGUUCGGCAAGGUUGGAUGAUGCUCUGGUGGAUGUCUAUGUUGCGCUUCUUCGGUAUAUAGCAGAGGUCCAGAGUGCGAGACAUGAGAGUGCCGUUGCUCGAGUGGGAAAGAGUAUAACUGCUCUGACUGACCAGCCGCUCGACCGGCUCAAGUCGGUGGUGGAGCAGAAAGGCGCCGUCGUGGAUCAAUGGAAAACGAUCGUGAGAGAUGAGGAUCAGAACCGCCUUGCCGAGGAUCAAAGUCGCCGUGCCGAGGCUAUCUUGGUGCGGAUCGACGAGAUGGGCAGGCGGGUGCACAGUAUCGAUGUUCGAACCAAUGAUCAAGAGGAACUCAACAUCCUCGACUGGAUUUCAACUUUCUCCUAUUCCAACAUCCAAAAUGAGACCAAGAAGGCUCGUUCGCCCGAUACGGGAACAUGGUUUGUGGAGUUGAGCGACCGCUAUCAACGCUGGAAGACCACACCGGGACAACUUCUGUGGCUGCAUGGCCCUGUGGGUUGCGGCAAAUCAGUCCUAUGCUCCACCAUUAUUGCAGACACUGACCUGCACUGCCAAAGAAAUGAGCCGUGUGUUCUAGCAUACUGGUACUUCAAAUUCAGUGACAAUGAAACACAAAGCAUGGAGAGUAUGGUCCGAUCCUUCAUACGGCAAUUGUGUCCCCGACCUAUUCCCAACCCGAUCAGAAGAAUUUGGGAAGAUCACCGGAGGAACCGAGAGCCGGACUUGGACGUACUCUUGACAAUUCUUAGGGAAAUUAUGGAUUUGCUGCCUGGAGACGUAUUCAUCAUCUUCGAUGCCCUCGAUGAAUGCCCCACUGAGACUCGAGAAAAGAGCCUCCUAGCUUUCAUGGAUGGUCUGAUAAGAGAUUUUCCUACCAAGGUUCACUUGCUUGCCACAAGCAGACCGGAACCUGACAUUCAUAACGCUCUUACGCAGCACACCUUAUUCGGACUGGAGGAUGCUUUGAGCGGAGACGUCGAGAAGUUUGUGCAAGAGAGGCUAAUCAGUGGAAAGUUGCGUAGAUGGAAUCGCUCCAUCCUUGAGAGGAUAGAACACCAGCUGCUGAACGUUUCAGAAAGGCAAGUCACGGGUAGGCGAUUUCGCUGGGUUGAUCUGCAGAUAAAGCGCCUAGAAAGAUGUCACAUUCCCCAAGACAUUGAUGAAGCGCUUACAACAAUUCCUGACACUCUUGAGGCGACGUACAAAGGCAUCCUUGAGCAGGAGAUUCUACCAAGGUACCACGACGCAGUGCGAUCCAUUUUCACUUGGCUCACUUUCUCCAUGAAGCCCCUAAGUCAGGAAACCGUCGCAGAAGUAGCAGGCUUCCCAUCACCGGAUAGCGUGAUCGAAAUUUGUACAACUCAAAUGAUUACCCUGAAUACCGCGGAUGGGACUAUCAGACUUGCUCACUUCUCCGUGAAAGAGUUUCUUCUGUCCGAGCAAGUGGCUCACUGGUGCCACAUGUCUGAAAUACUUGGGUAUCGCCUCAUUCUAAACCAGAUGCUGAAGCAGAUUCUCUCCGAAGACGAGGAUUUAUCACUCAUGGCUGCCAUGAGUAAGCCACUUCUCCGCUACAGUAGUGAAUUUUGGCCCGACCAUCUUCGGAAGUUGGAGAGCUUGAAACCCGGCCCAUUGCAGGAGAUCUAUUCGAUGCUGGUAGAACUCUUCACUGAGCCCCUUCUAUACCACAACUGGCAACGCUUGUAUUCGUUCGACUUUUCCUACACCAAGCAGGCAUGGCGCCGCUGGACGGAAGCAGCGUGGGUGCCGCCAAUCGAAAAGGCGAUCAUUCUGCAACUGGAACAUCUAGCAGACCUACUGGUGCAGACGGGCUCUGACGCUCUAAAGAACACAAAAGAUACGGGUGAAAGCACGCUAGUCUACGCGGCCGAGCAUAGCGUUACAAUUCUGGCACUUCUUUUACAACGUGUGAUUACCAUUCCAUUGCAGGAGGUGCAGGAAAUCCUCUUUCGAAUUCGCCCUCGAUCCACCCAGGAGCAAGGAACAUUAUGUCUUGUCAUAGAUCAGCUCUGGAACAUGGGUGUGCUACAUGACGGGAGAAAGUAUGAGGACUCGACCCAUCCAGCUCUUCUUGUCAGUAUGGUGAAGAACCGCCACUGUGGGGACGUACUCCUCGGCCUGUGUCUCGAACGCGGGGAUAAAGAAACACCGAAGGUGACGACGGAACUUCUGGAAGCCACAUUACAGAAUGACGAUUGUGGUGCCAGGGUAUUAGAAGUCUUGAUUCAGCGACGAGAUGAGAGAAUAAGUUUCACAGGUCAGAUUAUGCAGACUGUGGCAGAACAAUCGAGGUCCAAUCCGUCUCUAGCGUGCCUCAUUCUGAAAAAUCAAGACCGCAUUGUUUGUCUGAAGCCGGAGCAUGCAGAGACUUUCGCUCGGACAGCUGACAGUGAACUCUUGAAACUGGUUCUUCGAGUUUAUGGAGAGCAGAUCAUGAUGGAACGCAACGUCUUACUUGCCGCGAUUAGCAACCCCAGUGCCAGGGAUGUGGUUCGCGGCCUCUUGUCUGGUAGAGAACUGAGUGCCAAUACCCAGCAGAGCAUUCUUUCUGCUGCAGCUGCGGUAGAGAGAUGGGAGUACCUUGAAUUGAUUAAUUUUCUGUUGGAUGAAUGGGGCCCGCGGUUCAACAUUGGCUACCAAACCAUGGUUGCCGCCGUCUCGAAUCGUCUGCUAGGGCUCGCCAUUCUCGAGACGUUGCUCGCUCGACAACAGGCCGGGUUCAUCGUCUCGGAUGGAAUUCUUGUCCAUGCUGCUAAAAAGAAUACGGAGCAGGUCCUACAGUUGCUUAUGAUUAAUGGAGGCUCGACAAUCCCGAUCAGGGACGAGUUGGUGUUUGCCGCGGCAGGGAACGAACCCCGAGGGCUGUCGGUGCUCCUCUUCCUCUUCCCCCUCCUCGGCUCUGACUAUGUCGUGUCGUCGGAGCUCCUCCAAACAGCAGCAGAGAACCCCAACAAGUACAAAAGCCCAUGGGAGACCAGCAAAGAGUUUCAGGCUGUCUUGAAAUAUUUCACCGGCACCACUGUGCCCGACAGCGUCUUUCUAGCCAUGCACGAUCAGGUGGACCAUAUGAAGGUUCUUUUGGACUGGUCGAACAAUAAAGCCCCGACCAAGGAAAUCUUUCUAGCAAUCUGCGAUAACGGCGAUCUCGGGGCGUUCUACACUCUGCUGCUACUCCUUGAUCGGGGCCUUUUGGCGGUCGAUGAGUGGUUUGUGGAAACUUCGGCCUGCACCCCAGGCCUCUUGUGGCACAUCCUCGGCCAUGUUCCUCGGGUCCCGAUCACUGAUAGAGUGAUUAACUCCGUGAGGGACGAGAGGUCUCUACGAUAUAUCGUUCAACAUCUUGAGGAGAAAGAUAUCUGGACCGAGGAAAUCAUGGAAGCCAUCAUCAGUACAGCAUCCGUGGAGACUGAAGCCCUUAUCAAUAUCCUAGAACUUUACAUCGGCAAGGCGCCCCUCACUGAGAGUAUAUUGCUUAUUGCCGCGGAGCGCGAUACACGCCUAGUCGAGUUUUUACAGCAGCCGAGAAAUUGA